AUGGCAUCAAUUAUUAUUGGAUCACAAUGGGGAGAUGAAGGUAAAGGCAAGUUGGUCGAUAUUCUCUCUGCCGACUAUGAUGUAGUUGCCCGUUGUCAAGGUGGAGCCAAUGCAGGCCACACUAUUGUUGUCGAAGGCAAAAAGAUUGCUUUGCAUCUCAUUCCAUCUGGUAUCUUGAAUGAACGUGCUACAUGUAUCCUCGGUAACGGUUUGGUCAUUCAUUUACCAACCCUUUUCAAGGAGCUUGCAGGUCUCAAGGAAAAGGGUAUCAAGUAUGAAGGUCGUCUUUUCAUCUCUGAUCGUGCUCAUCUCGUUUUAGAUAUUCAUCAAAUGAUUGAUGCAAUGAAAGAACAAGAAUUAUCAAAGGGUAAUGACAGUAUUGGCACCACCAAAAAGGGAAUUGGGCCGGCUUACUCUAGCAAGGCCUCAAGAGGAGGUAUUAGAGUUUGUGAUCUCUAUCAUCCAGAAAACUUUAAAAAGAAUUUGUAUAGAAUCUCUGAAAACAAACACAAGAGAUUCGGUACAUUUGAAUACAAUGUUGAAGAUGAAAUCAAGAGAUACACAGAAUAUGCUGAACUUCUUCGUCCAAUGGUGAUUGAUACCAUCUAUUACAUGAACCAAGCCUUCAAGGAAGGAAAGAAGGUGUUGAUCGAAGGUGCUCAAUCCACCAUGUUGGAUAUCGAUUUUGGUACCUAUCCAUAUGUCACUUCAUCUGCUUCAUCUGUUGGUGGUGCUUGUACUGGAUUGGGUAUUGCACCAAACAAGAUUGUUCAUCAAAUUGGUGUAGUCAAGGCAUACACAACUAGAGUUGGUGCUGGACCAUUCCCAACGGAAUUGCAUGGUGAUGAAGCCGAGAAUUUGAGAAAGGCUGGUGGCGAGUAUGGUACUACAACUGGUCGUCCACGUCGUAUUGGAUGGUUGGAUAUCCCAGUGCUCCGUUACACCUCGAUGAUCAAUGAUUUCAGCGAACUCAAUCUUACCAAGCUCGACGUUCUCAGCCACCUCGACGAGAUCAAGAUUGGUACCGACUAUAUUCACAAGGGUCAAACUGUCAAGGGAUUCCCAGCCUCUUUGGAGGAUUUGGCCGAAUGCCAAGUCGUCUAUGAGACUCACAAGGGUUGGAGGACCAGUCUUGAAAACAUCCGCAAGUUUGAAGACUUGCCCGCCGAAGCCAAAUCUUAUAUCGCCAGAAUCGAACAAUUGGUUGGUGUAAAGAUUAAAUGGAUCGGUGUUGGUCAAGAUAGAGCUGCUAUGGUCACUCAACCAUAA
This is a messenger RNA of Cavenderia fasciculata, 1269 nucleotides long. It is a transcript of the gene purA, whose product is annotated as adenylosuccinate synthetase. Gene Ontology annotation, cellular component: cytoplasm. The record is from RefSeq and is a predicted model, not a curated record. NCBI's taxonomy places the organism in Eukaryota, Evosea, Eumycetozoa, Acytosteliales, Cavenderiaceae. The coding region runs from base 1 to 1269 and encodes 422 amino acids. The transcript is spliced from 4 exons. Gene Ontology annotation, biological process: 'de novo' AMP biosynthetic process; IMP metabolic process. Gene Ontology annotation, molecular function: adenylosuccinate synthase activity; GTP binding.